Messenger RNA from Capsella rubella, 1012 nucleotides. RefSeq lists its product as uncharacterized. The record is from RefSeq and is a predicted model, not a curated record. The transcript has 7 exons. Bases 180 to 854 code for a protein of 224 amino acids. Lineage: Eukaryota; Viridiplantae; Streptophyta; Magnoliopsida; Brassicales; Brassicaceae.
UUAUUUGUCUAAACACGACAACACACUUUGCGUGGAGUGUAAUAACAUUAAAGAUAAUGGUCCUUGAAAAGUCUCUGUUCCUAAUUUGUCACUUUGGAAAACAGAAUUAUCUCUUAAAAUCUAUGAAUACUCAUUUUUGAUUAACUCUAAAUCUAUUCCUCUCAAGAGAAAUCAAAGAAAUGUCAUCAAUAGCUUCUGGUACAGCUCCAACAACAAAAUCCGCCGUUUGUUUCAGAAAAUCACCCAAGUCUGCAACUUUUUCAGUACAGUUUGAUCGAUCAGCUUCUUCUUCCUCUUCUCUGCGAAUGUUAUCAUCGUUAUCUUGUUUUUCAUCAGCUAAUUCUGCAAAACUACUCAACUCUAACGAUGGUUCCGUAGUUUCUUCUUCUCCUAAAUCCUUCAGACCCGUUAUGCAAUGGCAAGACGUCACCAGGGUAAAGAUGGAAGUGGAUGCACCAGCUGCCGUGGCUUACAAGUUAUACGCAGAUCGUGAAUCGUUCCCAAAGUGGAUGCCGUUUUUGUCAUCUGUUGAGGCUAUGGAGGGUAGUCCAGACCUAUCGCGUUACUUGGUAAAACUCGAGUCUUUUGGACAAAAUAUUGAAUACUAUUUUCUCGCAAAAAAUUUACAGCCAAUUCCAGAUAGAAAGCUACAUUGGAGAUCUAUAGAAGGCUUUGAAAAUAGAGGCAGUGUUCGAUUUUUCCCAAAAGGUCCUGCCUCGUGCUUAGUAGAGAUUAAUUUUUCAUUUGAAGUUCCACAUGCUUUUGCUCCAGUUGCAUUUGCAAUGAAACCGUUUAUGGAGAAGCUUAUUCGUGGAGGAUUGGAACGUUUUGCUGCGUUUGUCAAGACCAUUUAAGGCAAAGAGAAGAGCCCAUCAAGAAAUCAUUACUUCUUUUGCUUUAGCCAAAUAAACGAUUUGUUUUCUUUUGGAUAUGAUUAUGAAACGUCCAACCAUGUAAUGUAAUGUAAUGUUGUUCAUAUUAAUUUACUGAAAAGUAAAUAUUCUAUUGUCAA